Messenger RNA from Anolis carolinensis (green anole), 4435 nucleotides. RefSeq names its product probable inactive protein kinase DDB_G0270444. The transcript is spliced from 2 exons. The coding region runs from base 1 to 1044 and encodes 347 amino acids. Lineage: Eukaryota; Metazoa; Chordata; Lepidosauria; Squamata; Anolidae. The record is from RefSeq and is a predicted model, not a curated record.
AUGGAGGUGGAAAAGGUGGAGGAGGUAGAGGUGGUGGAGGUGGAGAUGGAGGUGGAAGAGGAGGUGGAGGAGGUAGAGGAGGUAAAGGUAGAGGUGGUGGAGGUAGAGGAGCAAAUGAAGGAGUUGGAGGAGGAAAAGGUGGAGGAGAUGGUGGAGAUGGAGGUGGUGGUGGAGGUGGAGGAGCAGGUGGACAUGGAGGUGGAAGAGGAGGUGGAGGUGGUAGAGGUGGUGGAGGUAGAGGAGCAGGUGAAGGAGAUGGAGGCGGAAAAGGUGGAGGUAGAGGUGGAGGAGAUGGAGGUGGAGGAGGUGGAGGUACAGGUGGAAGAGGAGGUGGAGGUGGUGGAGGUAGAGGAGCAGGAGAAGGAGAUGGAGGUGGAAGAGGUGGAGGUGGAGGAGAUGAUGGAGGUGGUGGUGGAGGUGGAUGAGGUGGAGGAGCAGGUGGAGAUGGAGGUGGACGUGGAGAUGGCGGUGGUUGAGGUGGAGGUAGAGGAGCAGGUGGAGGAGGUGGACAUGGAGGUGGAAGAGGAGGUGGUAGAGGUGGUGGAGGUAGAGGUGGAGGAGAUGGAGGUGGAAGAAGAGGUGGAGGUGGUGGAGGUAGAGGAGCAGGUGAAGGAGAUGGAGGUGGAAGAGGUGGAGGUGGAGGAGAUGGUGGAGGUGGAUGAGGUGGAGGAGCAGGUGGAGAUGGAGGUGGAAGAGGAGGUGGAGGUGGUAGAGAUAGAGCAGCAGGUGAAGGAGAUGGAGCUGGAAAAGGUGGAGGUGGAGGAGGUAGAGGAGGUGGAGGAGGACGUGGAGAUGGAGGUGGUUGAGGUGGAGGUAGAGGAGCAGGUGGAAGAGAUGGACAUGGAGGUGGAACAGCAGGAGGUGGGGGAGGUAGAAGAGCAGGUGAAGGAGAUUGAGAUGGAGGCGGAAGAGGUGGAGAUGGAGGAGGUAGAGGAGGAGGUGGUGGUGGAGGAGGAGGAAGUCAUCCCAGCCAGGGCACUCCUCCCUCCCUUUAUGCCUCGCUUGCGCCUAGACACAAGGGCCUGCGAAGGAAUGAACAACUGAAGGAGAGGCAGGCCAGUCUUUGGUGGGAGCCCAACUUGCCAACCAUCAUUUGCACCUAAAUGGCUGCAUUUUGUUGGAAAUAUUCUAUUGGCUGUGUCCAAACUGAUCAUUUGUGACCUAAAACAUGCAUUCCGUGUUUCCUCUGGCAGUGAUGAGGUGCAAGAAUUGAGCCUCCGCUUCCUCCUCCGGGGCCUCCGCCCUUGGAAAGGAGCCCUAAGUGGCCACUGGUUUGGUUUGUAGGAGUCACAGCCGUAGGGUCCAAUGUCUCUGUGUCAUGUGUCUCCUGCACCCAGAUUGGUGGCUACCGUCUGUGUUUCCUCCCCUUCCCCUGUGUUUUGGGGACCGGGGUCCUUGGUGGGGUGAGCAGCGCCCUCCCUGUUGCCUCCCUGGCUGCUCUGGCCUGGAGCGGAGCCAACGGGGCCUUAUCUCCCGCUCCAACUGCAAGCUCUUGCUUUGUGCAGAAUUUUAUUCCUCGCCGGGACGGAGAGGGGUUGGGGAGUGCCGCCCAGGGAACGGUGCCAAACGGCCCGGGCAAUGUUUUCCACUCAGAGCAGAAUGUUCCCUCAGGCUUCCUCUGCUCGGGGAUCUCGGCCGCGGCUGCUUUUCCACAAACUCUUCACGUUCCUUCACUUUGUGCAAAAAUGCAGACCCAUGUUUCACCCCCCCUUGAGCCUCUCAAACACUCUCAUUCUCAGCCACACGCUUCUCCUGUUCAGCAACCCUCCCUAACAGCACUCCAUGCAGUCAUGCCCGUGGAGGUGUCUACAGAUAUGCAAAUGUGAGUAGAUCAAUAGGUACCGCUCCGGCGGGAAGGUAACAGCGCUUCCUGCAGUCAUGCCAGUGGCCACGUGGCCUUGGAGGUGUCAAAUGACAUGCAAAUAUGAGUAGAUCAAUAGGUACUGCUCCGGCAGGAUGGUAACAGCACUUAAUGCACUCAUGCCCGUGGAGGUGUCUAUAGAUAUGCAAAUGUGAGUAGAUCAAUAGGUACUGCUCCGGCGAGACGGUAACACCGCUUCAUGUAGUCAUGCCAGUGGCCACAUGGCCUUGGAGGUGUCUACAGACAUGCAAAUGUGAGUAGAUCAAUAGGUACUGCUCUGGCAGGAUGGUAACAGCGCUUCAUGUAGUCAUGCCAGUGGCCACAUGGCCUUGGAGGUGUCUACAAACAUGCAAAUGUGAGUAGUUCAAUAGGUACUGCUCCGGCGGGACAGUAACAGCGCUUCAUGCAGUCAUGCCAGUGGCCACAUGGCCUUGGAGAUGUCUAUGGACAUGCAAAUGUAAGUAGAUCAAUAGGUACCACUCCGGCGGGAAGGUAACAGCACUUCAUGCAGUCAUGUCAGUGGCCACAUGGCCUUGGAGGUGUCUACAGAUAUGCAAAUGUGAGUAGAUCAAUAGGUACUGCUCCGGCGGGACGGUAACAGCGCUUCAUGCAGUCAUGCCAGUGGCCACAUGGUCUUGGAGGUGUCUACAGACAUGCAAAUGUGAGUAGAUCAAUAGGUACUGCUCUGGCAGGAUGGUAACAGCGCUUCAUGUAGUCAUGCCAGUGGCCACAUGGCCUUGGAGGUGUCUACAAACAUGCAAAUGUGAGUAGUUCAAUAGGUACUGCUCCGGCGGGACAGUAACAGCGCUUCAUGCAGUCAUGUCAGUGGCCACAUGGCCUUGGAGGUGUCUACAGAUAUGCAAAUGUGAGUAGAUCAAUAGGUACUGCUCCGGCGGGAAGGUAACAGCGCUGCUUGCAGUCAUGUCAGUAGCCACAUAACUUUGGAGGUGUCUAUGGACAUGCAAAUGUGAGUAGAUCAAUAGGUACCACUCCGGCGGGACAGUAACAGCGCUUCAUGCAGUCAUGCCAGUGGCCACAUAACUUUGGAGGUGUCUAUGGACAUGCAAAUGUGAGUAGAUCAAUAGGUACUGCUCCGGCGGGACAGUAACAGCGCUUCAUGCAGUCAUGCCAGUGGCCACAUAACUUUGGAGGUGUCUAUGGACAUGCAAAUGUGAGUAGAUCAAUAGGUACCACUCCGGCGGGACGGUAACAGCGCUUCAUGCAGUCAUGUCAGUGGCCACAUGGCCUUGGAGGUGUCUACAGAUAUGCAAAUGUGAGUAGAUCAAUAGGUACUGCUCCGGCGGGACGGUAACAGCGCUUCAUGCAGUCAUGUCAGUGGCCACAUGGCCUUGGAGGUGUCUACAGAUAUGCAAAUGUGAGUAGAUCAAUAGGUACUGCUCCGGCGGGACGGUAACAGCACUUCAUGCAGUCAUGUCAGUGGCCACAUGGCCUUGGAGGUGUCUACAGAUAUGCAAAUGUGAGUAGAUCAAUAGGUACUGCUCCGGCGGGACGGUAACAGCACUUCAUGCAGUCAUGUCAGUGGCCACAUGGCCUUGGAGGUGUCUACAGACAUGCAAAUGUGAGUAGAUCAAUAGGUACUGCUCCGGCGGGAAGGUAACAGCGCUUCAUGCAGUCAUGUCAGUGGCCACAUGGCCUUGGAGGUGUCUACAGACAUGCAAAUGUGAGUAGAUCAAUAGGUACUGCUCCGGCAGGACGGUAACAACGCUUCAUGCAGUCAUGUCAGUGGCCACAUGGCCUUGGAGGUGUCUACAGAUAUGCAAAUGUGAGUAGAUCAAUAGGUACUGCUCCGGCGGGAAGGUAACAGCACUUCAUGCAGUCAUGCCAGUGGCCACAUGGCCUUGGAGGUGUCUACAGACAUGCAAAUGUGAGUAGAUCAAUAGGUACUGCUCCGGCGGGAAGGUAACAGCGCUUCAUGCAGUCAUGUCAGUGGCCACAUGGCCUUGGAGGUGUCUACAGACAUGCAAAUGUGAGUAGAUCAAUAGGUACUGCUCCGGCAGGACGGUAACAGCUCUUCAUGCAGUCAUGUCAGUGGCCACAUGGCCUUGGAGGUGUCUACAGAUAUGCAAAUGUGAGUAAAUCAAUAGGUACUGCUCCGGCGGGAAGGUAACAGCACUUCAUGCAGUCAUGUCAGUGGCCACAUGGCCUUGGAGGUGUCUACAGAUAUGCAAAUGUGAGUAGAUCAAUAGGUACUGUUCCGGCGGGAAGGUAACAGUGCUUCAUGCAGUCAUGCCAGUGGCCACAUGGCCUUGGAGGUCUCUAUGGACAUGCAAAUGUGAGUAGAUCAAUAGGUACUGCUCCGGCGGGAAGGUAACAGUGCUUCAUGCAGUCAUGCCAGUGGCCACAUGGCCUUGGAGGUCUCUAUGGACAUGCAAAUGUGAGUAGAUCAAUAGGUACUGCUCCGGCGGGACGGUAACAGCACUUCAUGCAGUCAUGCCAGUGGCCACAUGGCCUUGGAGGUAUCUACAGAUAUGGAAAUGUGAGUAGAUCAAUAGGUACUCCUCCGGCAGGAAGGUAACAGCGCUUCAUGCAGUCAUGUCAGUGGCCACAUGGCCU